GAGUCACGCCGCCAGGGGGCAGCGUCUUCCCGCCUCGCCCUAACAGGUGAGCGCCGGGCUGUGCUGGCUGUGAUGCAAUGGCGAGCGAUGGUUGAGUUGAAUGACUUCUCGCCACAGUUGAAGUGAGGCAGCCGUCACCGGAGGACGCAGCCCGGGCAGUCUUACCACCACCACCGCCGCCGGUAACCACCGCCGUCUACCCGGGAGCCGACACUCGUUUCCCGCUCGAUGGCAACACGUCGCCGCCAGCGUGUGCUAGCUAGCCGGGACUUAGAGACGCACCCUGUUUUCUCCCCACGCCCGUCAGAAAUAUUGUUUCAUGUGUGGAAGUGUUAAAAGCUAGCUUUAUUGUGACGCCAACCCGUGGAUACAUUUUUUAUUUUUUUUUUGAAUGGCGGAGAGAACCUCAGCGGUGACGCUGGAGCCCACACCGGCUGUCGCCAUGACCCUGCCGGCGGAGGUCCGGGCCAAGCUGGCGGAGCUGGAGCUGGAGCUCUCGGAAGGGGACAUCACUCAGAAGGGCUAUGAGAAGAAAAGAAGCAAACUGUUGGCACCGUACAUCCCACAAAUACAAGGUGUAGACCCCUCUCUGCAAAUUGACAGUCGGGUCCAGGCUUCCCCCCAGGCUGUUCUAUCCGCCUCCAAACACAACAAAGCUCGGGCUGCCAACACUCGGGAUGAACGCUUCCGAUCUGAUCUGCACACAGAGGCCGUCCAAGCAGCGUUGGCCAAAUACAAAGAGAGGAAGAUGCCCAUGCCGUCCAAGAGACGAUCCGUGCUGGUUCAGUCCUCUGUAGAGGCAUGUACUCCACCAGACACGUCCUCGGCGUCGGAGGACGAGGGCUCUCUGCGGCGAAAGGGACAUCUGGCCAACUCCACACCCUACCAGAGUCACAGCCACCCGGCCGUGGAGCACUGGUUUAACCGGGUCAUUCAGGGUUCGUCCACUUCGUCUUCCGCCUCCUCCACCUCGUCCCACCCGGGAGGGAGAUCUACCACCACCGCCACCGCCACCAACAGCACCGCCCACAGCAGCCUCAACGCCAACACCAAAGCUUCCGCACUGUCUGACCUUAUGGCGCACACCCACCUAGAUAACCACAUAGCACCCCCAGACGUCACAGGCCUCUCGGGGGGCUCCUCGCUCCACGCGGAGCAGUCCCACGCGGGCUCGGUGCGAGGAGUCUCCCGUGGCUCCAACCACCACACGAGCAUCAUGGAGACAGCAGAUGGCUGUGAGUGGAGAGUUGAAGGAUCGCUCAGUUUGAUGAAUGGUGUUCCAGUCAACAGCCGUGUCUCCUCCAAAAUCCAGCAGCUGCUCAACACUCUGAAAAGGCCCAAGCGGCCGCCCUUGCGAGAGUUCUUUGUCGACGACUUUGAAGAGCUUUUGGAUGUCCGGCAACCAGAUCCGAACCAGCCUAAGCCAGAAGGCCCGCAGAUGUGUCCCCUUGACGGGGGACAUCUCGGGGUGGUCCAUAACUGGCCUGGCUCCUUGACGGCCGCUUUACAAAGAUGGGGCACCACCCAGCCAAAGAGCCCCUGUCUGACUGCACUUGAUAACGCUGGCAAGCCCGUCUACACUCUCACCUACGGUAAACUAUGGACCCGCUGUCAGAAACUGGCCUAUACACUUCUCAACAAGCUUAGCAGUAGAAAUGAGCCCUUGCUUAUGCCUGGAGAUAGGGUAGCGCUCGUGUUCCCCAACAACGACCCAGUCAUGUUCAUGGUUGCUUUCUAUGGUUGUCUGCUGGCAGAACUGGUGCCCGUCCCCAUUGAAGUGCCGCUGACCAAGAAGGAUGCUGGAAGUCAACAAAUCGGCUUUCUGCUUGGCAGCUGUGGGGUGACGCUGGCUCUUACCACCGAUGCUUGUCAGAAAGGUUUACCCAAAGCACAAACCGGGGAGGUAGCCACAUUUAAAGGUUGGCCCCGGUUGCUGUGGUUUGUGACGGAUGGGAAACAUGUUGUGAAGCCUCCGAAAGACUGGCAUCCUCUGAUACGUGAAGCCAGCAAAGACACAGCUUACAUAGAAUACAAAACCAGCAAGGAGGGAAGCACCAUGGGGAUCACAGUCAGCCAUUCAGCCAUGCGUGCACACUGCCACGCUCUCACCCUGGCCUGCGGAUACACUGAAGCUGAGACCAUAACCAACGUGCUGGACUUCAAGAGGGAAGCAGGCUUAUGGCAUGGUGUCCUCACUAGCGUCAUGAACAGGAUGCACGUGAUCAGCAUCCCUUACUCCUUAAUGAAAGUCAACCCUCUCUCGUGGAUACAGAAGGUGCACACUUACAAAGCACGGGUUGCGGUGGUGAAGUCCAGGGACAUGCACUGGUCUCUUCUAGCACAGAGAGACCAGAGAGACAUCAGUUUAAGCUCACUGCGCAUGCUGAUUGUUGCCGAUGGAGCCAACCCAUGGUCGAUAUCGUCCUGUGAUGCCUUUCUAAACGUGUUCCAGGCACGUGGGCUGCGACCUGAGGUGAUCUGUCCAUGUGCCAGCUCUUCGGAAGCCUUGACUGUCGCCAUCCGCAGACCUCCAGAAAUGGGAGUGCCACCACCUGGGAAGGCGGUGCUGUCCAUGGGGGGUCUGAGCCACAGCGUGAUUCGUGUCGACACAGAAGAUAAGCUUUCCGUCCUCACCGUGCAAGACGUGGGCCAGGUCAUGCCUGGAGCGUUGGUGUGCGUGGUGCGGGUGGAAGGGACGCCAUACCUUUGUCAAACGGAUGAGGUGGGAGAGAUCUGCCUCAGCUCCCGGUGCACGGGUACUGCCUACUACGGCCUUCAGGGCAUGACCAAAAAUGUAUUUGAGACCAUCCCAGUCACGUCCACUGGAAUUCCGGUCAGUGACCGAACUUUCACCAGGACUUCACUCCUAGGCUUUGUGGGGCCAGACAGUCUGGUGUUUAUUGUCGGGAAGAUGGACGGCUUGAUGGUGGUCAGUGGGCGGCGACACAACGCUGACGACGUGGUUGCCACGGCGCUGGCGGUGGAGCCCAUGAAGUUUGUGUACAGGGGGAGGAUAGCUGUGUUUUCUGUGUCGGUGCUGCAUGACGAGAGGAUCGUAGUCGUGGCCGAGCAGAGACCGGACGCCUCAGAGGAAGACAGCUUCCAAUGGAUGAGCCGCGUCCUGCAGGCAAUAGACAGCAUCCACCAGGUGGGCGUGUACUGCUUGGCUCUGGUGCCUGCCAACACACUUCCCAAGGCUCCCCUGGGUGGCAUCCACAUUUCCGAGACUAAACAGCGCUUCCUAGAGGGCGCCUUGCAUCCCUGCAAUGUCCUCAUGUGCCCUCACGCCUGCGUCACCAACCUGCCCAAGCCCAGACAAAAGCAGCCAGAGGUGGGGCCCGCUUCUAUGAUAGUGGGCAACCUGGUGGCGGGAAAGAGGAUAGCACAAGCCUGUGGGCGAGACGUGACCCAGUUGGAAGACAACGACCAGUUCCUCUAUAUUCAGGAUGUGCUGCAGUGGAGAGCGCAGGCCACGCCAGACCAUCCGCUGUUCCUUGUUCUCAAUGCCAAGGGCACGGUGGCGAGUUCAGCUUCCUGUCUGCAACUACACAAGCGGGCCGAGCGUGUGGCUGCGGCUCUGAUGGGACGCCUCAACACUGGGGACCACGUAGCACUUGUCUACCCACCAGGAAUCGACCUGAUAGCCACGUUCUAUGGCUGCUUGUAUGCUGGCUGUGUGCCGGUGACAGUCAGACCCCCACACCCUCAGAACUUGGCCACCACCCUCCCCACUGUGAAGAUGAUUGUUGAGGUCAGUAAGUCGGUGUGCAUCCUGACCACUCAAGCAAUAAUGAAACUGCUGAAAUCCAAAGAGGCCGCUGCUGCAGUGGAUGUCAAGAGCUGGCCCAUGGUCUUGGACACAGAUGACCUGCCCAGGAAGAAAAGCCCCCAGAUCUACAAGCCCCCCACCCCCGAGAUGUUGGCUUAUCUGGACUUCAGUGUUUCCACCACCGGCAUCCUGGCAGGAGUCAAGAUGUCUCACGCCGCCACCAGUGCCUUGUGUCGCUCCAUCAAGUUGCAGUGUGAGCUCUACCCUUCACGCCAGAUAGCCAUCUGUUUGGACCCCUACUGCGGCCUGGGCUUCGCUCUCUGGUGCUUGUGCAGCGUGUACUCAGGCCACCAGUCCAUCCUGGUCCCCCCUCUGGAGCUGGAGACCAAUGUGUCUCUGUGGCUGGCCGCAGUCAGCCAGUACAAAGUGCGGGUCACCUUCUGCUCCUAUUCCGUCAUGGAGAUGUGCACCAGAGGCCUGGGUUCACAGACCGAGGCGCUGCGGCUGCGCAACAUCAACCUGUCCUGCGUGCGCACGUGCAUGGUGGUGGCGGAGGAGAGGCCUCGCAUCGCUCUGACGCAGUCCUUCUCCAAGAUCUUCAAGGACCUGAUGCUGUCGCCGCGGGCCGUCAGCACUACCUUCGGCUGCAGGGUUAACGUGGCCAUUUGUUUGCAGUCCAACAGGUUAGGGACACUGGCUGAGCAGGGCACAGCAGGACCUGACCCCACCACAGUGUACGUGGACAUGAGGGCCUUGCGCCAUGACAGAGUCCGCCUGGUGGAGAGGGGGUCCCCGCACAGUUUACCCCUGAUGGAGUCUGGCAAGAUCCUCCCUGGAGUCAAGGUGAUCAUUGCCAACACCGAGACCAAAGGACCCUUGGGAGACUCUCAUCUUGGGGAGAUCUGGGUGAGCAGUCCUCACAACGCCACAGGCUACUACACCGUGUACGGCGAGGAGGCUCUGCACGCCGACCACUUCCACACCAAGCUCAGCUUCGGGGACACCCACACCGUCUGGGCCAGGACGGGCUACCUGGGCUUCCUGCGCCGCACUGAGCUGACCGAUGCCAGUGGAGAACGCCACGACGCUCUCUAUGUGGUGGGCUCUGUUGACGAGACCCUGGAGCUGCGCGGGAUGAGGUACCACCCCAUCGACAUCGAGACCUCCGUCAUCCGCUCCCACAAGAGCAUAGCUGAGUGCGCCGUGUUCACUUGGACCAACCUCCUGGUGGUGGUGGUGGAGCUGGAGGGGUCCGAGCAGGCGGCCCUGGACCUGGUGGCCCUGGUCACCAAUGUGGUUCUGGAGGAGCACUACCUGAUCGUGGGUGUGGUGGUGGUGGUCGACCCCGGCGUCAUCCCCAUUAACUCUCGGGGGGAGAAGCAGCGCAUGCACCUGAGGGACGGCUUCUUGGCGGACCAGCUGGACCCCAUAUAUGUGGCAUACAACAUGUGAACCCCGUAUAUGUGGCGUACAACAUGUGAACCCCGUAUAUGUGGCAUACAACAUGUGAACCCCGUAUAUGUGGUGUACAACAUGUGAACCCCGUAUAUGUGGCAUACAACAUGUGGACCCCAUAUAGUGGCGUACAACAUGUGAACCCCGUAUAUGUGGUGUACAACAUGUGGACCCCAUAUAGUGGCGUACAACAUGUGAACCCCAUAUAGUGGCGUGCAACAUGUGAACCCCGUAUAUGUGGCAUACAACAUGUGAACCCCAUAUAUGUGGCAUACAACAUGUGAACCCCGUAUAUGUGGCGUACAACAUGUGAACCCCGUUAUGUGGCAUACAACAUGUGGACCCCAUAUAGUGGCGUACAACAUGUGAACCCCAUAUAGUGGCGUGCAACAUGUGAACCCCGUAUAUGUGGCAUACAACAUGUGAACCCCAUAUAUGUGGCAUACAACAUGUGAACCCCAUAUAUGUGGUGUACAACAUGUGAACCCCGUAUAUGUGGCAUACAACAUGUGGACCCCAUAUAGUGGCGUGCAACAUGUGAACCCCGUAUAUGUGGCAUACAACAUGUGAACCCCAUAUAUGUGGCAUACAACAUGUGAACCCCAUAUAUGUGGUGUACAACAUGUGAACCCCGUAUAUGUGGCAUACAACAUGUGAACCCCAUAUAUGUGGCAUACAACAUGUGAACCCCAUAUAUGUGGCGUGCAACAUGUGAACCCCGUAUAUGUGGCAUACAACAUGUGGACCCCAUAUAGUGGCGUGCAACAUGUGAACCCCGUAUAUGUGGCAUACAACAUGUGAACCCCAUAUAUGUGGCGUGCAACAUGUGAACCCCAUAUAGUGGCGUGCAACAUGUGAACCCCGUAUAUGUGGCAUACAACAUGUGAACCCCAUAUAUGUGGCGUGCAACAUGUGAACCCCAUAUAUGUGGCGUCUAACAUGUGAACCCCAUAUAUGUGGCAUACAACAUGUGAACCCCAUAUAGUGGCAUACAACAUGUGAACCCCAUAUUUGUGGCGUCUAACAUGUGAACCCCAUAUAGUGGCGUUCAACAUAUGAUCCCCAUAUAUGUGGCGUACAACAUGUGAACCCCAUAUAGUGGCGUUGCACAUGUAAACCCCGUGUAUGUGGUGUACAACAUGUGAACCCCGUAUAUGUGGCAUACAACAUGUGAACCCCAUAUUUGUGGUGUGCAAUAUGUAAACCCCACAUAUGUGGCAUACAACAUGUGAACCCCAUAUAUAUGGCAUGCAACAUGUGAACCCCUAUAGUGGCGUGCAACAUGUGAACCCCAUAUUUGUGGCGUCUUAACAUGUGGACCCAUAUAUGUGGCAUACAACAUGUGAACCCCAUAUAUGUGGCAUACAACAUGUGAACCCCAUAUAUGUAGCGUACAACAUGUGAACCCCAUAUAUUGGCGUACAACAUGUGAACCCCAUAUAUGUGGCGUGCAACAUAUGAACCCCAUUUAUGUGGCAUACAACAUGUGAACCCCAUAUAUUGGCGUACAACAUGUGAACCCCAUAUUUGUGGCGUCUAACAUGUGGACCCCAUAUAUAGCUGGUCUCCAACAUGUGAACCCCAUAUACAUGGCAUACAACAUGUGAACCCCAUAUAUGUGGCGUACAACAUGUGAACCCCAUAUAUUGGCGUACAACAUGUGAACCCCAUAUAUGUAGCGUACAACAUGUGAACCCCAUAUAUUGGCGUACAACAUGUGAACCCCAUAUAUGUGGCGUACAACAUGUGAACCCCAUAUAUUGGCGUACAACAUGUGAACCCCAUAUAUAUUUGGCGUACAUGUGAACCCCAUAUAUUGGCGUACAACAUGUGAACCCCAUAUAUAUGGCGUACAACAUGUGAACCCCAUAUAUUGGCAUACAACAUGUGAACCCCAUAUAUUGGCGUACAACAUGUGAACCCCAUAUAGUGGCGUUCAACAUGUGAACCCCAUAUAUUGGCGUACAACAUGUGAACCCCAUAUAUUGGCAUACAACAUAUGAUCCCCAUAUAUGUGGCGUACAACAUGUGAACCCCAUAUAGUGGCGUUGCACAUGUAAACCCCGUGUAUGUGGUGUACAACAUGUGAACCCCGUAUAUGUGGCAUACAACAUGUGAACCCCAUAUUUGUGGUGUGCAAUAUGUAAACCCCACAUAUGUGGCAUACAACAUGUGAACCCCAUAUAUAUGGCAUGCAACAUGUGAACCCCUAUAGUGGCGUGCAACAUGUGAACCCCAUAUUUGUGGCGUCUUAACAUGUGGACCCAUAUAUGUGGCAUACAACAUGUGAACCCCAUAUAUGUAGCGUACAACAUGUGAACCCCAUAUAUUGGCGUACAACAUGUGAACCCCAUAUAUGUGGCGUGCAACAUAUGAACCCCAUUUAUGUGGCAUACAACAUGUGAACCCCAUAUAUUGGCGUACAACAUGUGAACCCCAUAUUUGUGGCGUCUAACAUGUGGACCCCAUAUAUAGCUGGUCUCCAACAUGUGAACCCCAUAUACAUGGCGUACAACAUGUGAACCCCAUAUAUGUGGCGUACAACAUGUGAACCCCAUAUAUUGGCGUACAACAUGUGAACCCCAUAUAUGUGGCGUACAACAUGUGAACCCCAUAUAUUGGCGUACAACAUGUGAACCCCAUAUAUAUUUGGCGUACAUGUGAACCCCAUAUAUUGGCGUACAACAUGUGAACCCCAUAUAUGUGGCGUACAACAUGUGAACCCCAUAUAUUGGCAUACAACAUGUGAACCCCAUAUAUUGGCGUACAACAUGUGAACCCCAUAUAUGUGGCGUACAACAUGUGAACCCCAUAUAUUGGCAUACAACAUGUGAACCCCAUAUAUGUGGCGUACAACAUGUGAACCCCAUAUAUUGGCAUACAACAUGUGAACCCCAUAUACAUGGCGUACAACAUGUGAACCCCAUAUAUGUGGCGUACAACAUGUGAACCCCAUAUAUUGGCGUACAACAUGUGAACCCCAUAUAUGUGGCGUACAACAUGUGAACCCCAUAUAUUGGCGUACAACAUGUGAACCCCAUAUAUAUUUGGCGUACAUGUGAACCCCAUAUAUUGGCGUACAACAUGUGAACCCCAUAUAUGUGGCGUACAACAUGUGAACCCCAUAUAUUGGCAUACAACAUGUGAACCCCAUAUAUUGGCGUACAACAUGUGAACCCCAUAUAUGUGGCGUACAACAUGUGAACCCCAUAUAUUGGCAUACAACAUGUGAACCCCAUAUAUGUGGCGUACAACAUGUGAACCCCAUAUAUUGGCAUACAACAUGUGAACCCCAUAUAUGUGGCGUACAACAUGUGAAACCCAUAUAUUGGUGUACAACAUGUGAACCCCAUAUAUUGGCGUACAACAUGUGAGGACUUUUACCUGCCUGGAAGAUCCAUCUUAAUGUGUAAAGUCCAGAAAGUCAUUUUAGUUUGUGACACCAGUGGCUCCGCCCACCGCCCCAAACGUGCUUGUGCUUGUUUUCUGUAGCAUCAGUUAGCUUCAUUCGACUACAUUUCCGCCAUUACUCUUAUUAAUCUAUUAAUAUAUUUUUAAAAAUAUUUUUAAUGCGAUGAGAGAGACUCCCUCCGAAUGUCCCGAAGCAGAAUAAUGAAAGCUGCCUGCAACUGGAGCUCAGACUAAAUCAACAGCGCCUCUGCUGGUUGCAACAGAGUACUGCACUCCAUUUGGACUCCUAGUGGAUGACUGCAGCGCUGCAAGCUGGGAUCCAGGCUGUCUUCUCUCCAUGUGGACACUCUGCAACUUAGGACUGAAGGACAGGACUCCAUGCCUUAACUUUUCAUCGUGUCAACCCGCAGCUGUUCUGAACAAAACACUCCCUCCUAUUGUUAACGGCAAGUGUGAUGAAUAAGUGCCACGGGGUCACAUGACAAACACCUUGCAUGACCCCCCCCCCCUUAUCAUGAUGACGUCAUGUUGGCCUUCAGCAUGCUGCAAGGAUGAGAGACUGAAUCUGCUAAAUAUGUGAUGUAUAUUUGUCCCCCGUAAACCGUCUGAAAUGUACUCGGAUUGCGGGGAAUAGACACAGAAAAGUUGUUUUUUUUAUUGUUAUUAUGAUGUCGGGUGAAUAGAGCGAAAGCGAGCAAGAGGCAGAGUGGAAAUACAUUUGUCUGAUAAGACGGUAAGUUGUUAUUUUCAUAACGUGUUUUCUUAAUGAAUAAAAUAAUGAUUUUAACUUAAAA
Messenger RNA from Nerophis ophidion (straightnose pipefish), 9429 nucleotides. RefSeq names its product disco-interacting protein 2 homolog A (gene dip2a). The transcript has 40 exons. The record is from RefSeq and is a predicted model, not a curated record. NCBI's taxonomy places the organism in Eukaryota, Metazoa, Chordata, Actinopteri, Syngnathiformes, Syngnathidae. The coding region runs from base 392 to 5221 and encodes 1609 amino acids. Gene Ontology annotation, cellular component: cell surface.